This is a messenger RNA of Miscanthus lutarioriparius, 573 nucleotides long. Lineage: Eukaryota; Viridiplantae; Streptophyta; Magnoliopsida; Poales; Poaceae. The record is from the annotation of a GenBank genome assembly.
AUGGCGCGGUGCCUCGCGCUCGUCGCCCUCCUCCUCCUCGGCCUCGCCGUCGCCGCCUCCGCGGCCGACGCGCCCUUCGUCGUCGCGCACAAGAAGGUUUCGCUCUCCCGCCCCAAGCCGGGCGUCGAGCGCGUCGCCGUCUCCCUCGACCUCUACAACCAGGGAUUCGCGACUGCCUAUGAUGUGUCCAUUAAUGACGACUCUUGGCCAACAGAAGUGUUUGAGCUUGUCACUGGAGAGAAAUCGAAGACUUUGGAAAGGCUUGACCCUGGUGCCACUGCAUCACACACAUAUGUCCUGGAGACCAAAACACAGGGCAGGUUCCAGGGUUCACCAGCUAUUAUUACAUACCGUGUUCCCACAAAGACAGCUCUUCAGGAGGCCUACUCAACUCCCAUCUUCCCGCUGGAUAUUCUCGCUGAGAGACCUCCAGAGAAGAAGUUUGAAUGGGCUAAGAGGCUUGUGGCGAAAUAUGGGUCACUUGUGUCUGUUGUCUCGUUUGUUGGACUGUUUAUCUACCUCGUUGCGACCCCGUCGAAGAGCAGCUCAAAAGCAAGCAAGAAGAGACGCUGA